Messenger RNA from Egretta garzetta (little egret), 585 nucleotides. RefSeq names its product interleukin-36 receptor antagonist protein-like. Gene Ontology annotation, biological process: cytokine-mediated signaling pathway; cellular response to lipopolysaccharide; inflammatory response to antigenic stimulus. The record is from RefSeq and is a predicted model, not a curated record. Bases 37 to 585 code for a protein of 182 amino acids. Gene Ontology annotation, molecular function: cytokine activity; interleukin-1 receptor binding. NCBI's taxonomy places the organism in Eukaryota, Metazoa, Chordata, Aves, Pelecaniformes, Ardeidae. The transcript has 5 exons.
UGGGGGUCAUGGCGGGGCUGAGCACGGGGACCAGGGAUGCGGCAGAGUCUGUCAUCGACCCCGACAUGGUGGCCUUGUUCGAGGAGUUCCUGGGGAAAGAAGAGGUGGUGGAGGAGACGAUGCACUCGGCGGGGUUGCAGCCCACGGCACAGCCCUACCACUACUUGGUGCGGGACACGGAGCAGAAGGGACUCUGCCUGCACAACGGGCGCCUGGUGGGGGCCCCCCAGCCUGCGGGGUGCCAACGCUGUCCAGGAAGAACCCAUCAGCGUGGUGCCCAACAAGCACUUGGAGCGUCGGCGUUGUCCCCUCAUCGUGGGCAUCCGUGGUGGCACCCAGGCCCUCUCCUGUGGCACUGGCCCCGAGCCCCAGCUGAAGCUGGAGGAGGUGGGGCUGCUGGACCUGUUCUUGCGGGGGGCCGAGGCCACCCCCUACACCUUCUACAAGACCUUUGGUGGUUCCACGCACACUUUCGAGGCGGCCGCCUUCCCCGGGUUCUUCCUCAGCACCGCCCCGGGGCCGGGGGAGGCGCUGACCCUGGCCGCCCCCCACGCCAUCACCGCCUUCUACCUGCGCCGCAAGUGA